CUUGAAGCGAGUGGUCAUUCAGUUUUGAUAACUGGUUGUGACUCUGGUUUCGGUUACGCCACUGCUAUCCAAUUGAAUGACAAGGGAUGGCAUGUGUUGGCCACUGUUCUCGACUAUAAUAGCGAUGGAGCUCUUACAUAUGAAUCAGUGGUCAAAGAGUGUGAAUCCAGACAUUCAAAGUUGUGGUCAGUUGUGAACAACGCCGGUGUCUAUGGUUGUGGUGAACUCGAGUGGGGAGUUAUGCAACACUUGGAAACUAUUAUUCAAGUCAAUGUUUUAGGAUAUAUUCGUGUCUUAAGACAAUUUUUACCACUUAUUAGAAGAUCUAGAGGUCGUAUAAUUAACGUGUCAAGUGUUGCCUCACUGUUCUCAGCGCCGGGAACUACUGUAUACUCGUUGUCCAAAGCGGCCGUCUCUUCAUUGACCGAUGGAUUGCGUCGGGAAUUGUAUAACACAGGAGUGGAUGUCAUCGAAAUCAUACCCCAGGCCUACAAGUAA
This is a messenger RNA of Oppiella nova, 498 nucleotides long. NCBI's taxonomy places the organism in Eukaryota, Metazoa, Arthropoda, Arachnida, Sarcoptiformes, Oppiidae. The record is from the annotation of a GenBank genome assembly.